CUAGAGUGAGCUCCACGCGUUUACAAUUUGGGUUAAACAAGCGAUCGCUUGUCUCUCUUGGAAAGUAACCCUGAUCUGUUAUACGAUAUAAUAUAAAGAUGUCGGAUUUCUCAGCACUGGGGCUGUCGGAGUGGCUGUUACAGCAGUGCACACAGAUGGGUAUAAACAAACCGACCCCAGUGCAGCAGAGCUGUGUGCCCGCGAUAUUAGAAGGUCGGGACUGUAUGGGUUGUGCAAAAACUGGCAGUGGAAAGACGGCUGCGUUCGUCCUGCCAGUGCUGCAGAAACUGUCAGAGGACCCCUACGGGAUAUUCUGUCUGGUGCUUACACCCACAAGGGAGCUGGCGUAUCAAAUUGGAGAGCAGUUCCGAGUACUGGGAAGGCCACUGGGACUGAGGGACUGUGUCGUAGUGGGUGGAAUGAAUAUGGUAGCACAGGCCCUGGAACUCUCCAAAAAGCCUCACGUUGUCAUAGCAACCCCCGGGAGACUGGCUGACCAUAUCAGAAGUUCCAACACCUUCAAUAUGAGAAAACUCCGCUUCCUGGUUCUGGAUGAAGCUGACAGACUCCUAGAACAAGGCUGUACAGAUUUCACCAAAGACCUGGAGGUGAUCCUGGGAGCUGUUCCUGCUAAAAGACAGACCUUGCUGUUCAGCGCCACCUUAACAGACACCCUGCAGGAGCUGAAGAGCAUAGCCAUGAACAAGCCCUUCUACUGGGAGUCUCAGUCUGAGGUGCGCACGGUCGAUGAACUGGACCAGAGAUACAUUCUUGUUGCUGAGAAAGUGAAAGAUGCUUACCUGGUGCGUUUGAUUCAGAAAUUUCAGAACGAACAUGAAGACUGGUCUAUCAUGAUCUUCACCAACACUUGCAAAAAUUGUCAAAUCUUGAACAUGAUGCUUAGAGAAUUCAGCUUCCCAUCUGUGGCUCUCCACUCCAUGAUGAAACAGAAACAGAGAUUUGCUGCUCUGGCAAAAUUCAAGUCCAGCAUUUUCAAGAUCCUCAUUGCAACUGAUGUAGCUGCCAGGGGUUUGGACAUCCCCACUGUUCAGGUUGUGAUCAAUCACAACACCCCCGGCCUGCCCAAAAUCUACGUGCACCGCGUCGGCAGGACGGCCCGUGCAGGGCGACACGGCAUUUCCAUUACACUGGUGACCCAGUACGAUAUUCACCUCGUUCACGCCAUUGAAGAGCAAAACAAAGCCAAACUGAAGGAAUUCUCCGUGGCGGAGAGUGAGGUGCUGAAGAUCCUGACCCAGGUGAACGUGACGAGGAGAGAAUGUGAGAUUAAACUGGAAUCGUCGGACUUUGAUGAGAAGAAGGAAAUCAACAAAAGAAAGCAAAUGAUUCUUGAAGGAAAAGACCCAGACCUGGAAGAGAAAAGGAAAGCUGAACUGGAGAAAAUCCAUAAAGAGAAGAGGAAGUUCAAGGAGAGGAUACAAGAGAAUCUGCAGAGACAGAAAGACAUUCUGCUGAAGAAGAAACUGCUGAAGAAGAAACGGAGGCAACAGAAACAAGAGGCAAAGGAGAAGCCAUGAGGGACUGGGGGCCUUUCCCACAUGGGUCUGGUUUGGGUCCAGAUUGUCUGUCGGAAAAUUACAACAUUAAACCAGCGACUAAAAAUUCCAGUCCAUUAAAUCAAGAUCCAUUUCUUAUCGUACCCUUUUAACGUGCAUUGGGACAUUAUACAGAAUCACUUGGUGGGUCAUUUACUCGAUUUACACCAAAAACGUUGUUGUGAUAGACUAAAAUAUCUGUCAGUAACUUCUGAAAUUAACUUAUUGAAAUCUGUAAACCAAUAAUAUGCUGAUAGAAAAGUGUGUGCAGUACACUGGAAACUAAGUGUUUUACAUUGGGUUUCUUUCCUGCUUUUGUAUAUUUCAGUAAAUAUUUCCAUGCUAAAGAAUGUGGUUAAAAGCAGCUGUUUAGAUAAUGCAUAACAAAACAAGUGCCCCUUGCUGAGUGGAAUUCACCUUAAACUGUCUGUCAGCAAGCACUACAACGGCCUUCUUAUUUGAAACGGGUUUUGUGGGGUUGGUUCUUUGUGUGAAAGGGCAUAAAAGACACUUCCCAGGUUACACUUUUGCACGUCAGUUCCACGGGGACAAAAAGUUGCACCAGUUUGACGCUUACUUUUUGAGAAAACCACAGCAUCAUACAUAUGUGUUAAUGCAGAUUUGUUUCUCUAAAUUAAAAUGAGAUAGAUC
Messenger RNA from Polyodon spathula (Mississippi paddlefish), 2207 nucleotides. It is a transcript of the gene ddx49, whose product is annotated as DEAD (Asp-Glu-Ala-Asp) box polypeptide 49. The coding region runs from base 99 to 1538 and encodes 479 amino acids. The transcript is spliced from 13 exons. Gene Ontology annotation, molecular function: nucleic acid binding; RNA helicase activity; ATP binding. The record is from RefSeq and is a predicted model, not a curated record. Lineage: Eukaryota; Metazoa; Chordata; Actinopteri; Acipenseriformes; Polyodontidae.